Messenger RNA from Marchantia polymorpha subsp. ruderalis, 3649 nucleotides. NCBI's taxonomy places the organism in Eukaryota, Viridiplantae, Streptophyta, Marchantiopsida, Marchantiales, Marchantiaceae. The record is from the annotation of a GenBank genome assembly.
GGGGGGAGGGUGGGGAGGAAAGGCAGUGAAGGAGGAGACGAGAGCUCGAGGAGUGCCAGCUAUGGCGGGCCAGCACCAUGAGUUCCGCAGGGGUGGAGGAAAGACGGGAGUCAUUUGGUAGAUGGAGCGAUCAGAGGUGUUCGGACAGCUUGAGAAUUUGCUCUUUUGCCUUCUGGGAACCGCUCAUGUGAUUCAUUGCUUUCCCGGAGCCAAUUGGAUUAGGGCCGAGAGCUCGAUCCGGUGAAAGAUUUGAGACUGCGGAUAAGGAGAUCUUUACUCUGCGCUCCACGGCACAUAUUACUCCACUGAACUACAGUGUUCGUGGGGAAUUGGUCGGCGAAGAGGAGGAGAGCUAAUAGCGACAUUUCUAGGAUCAGUAUCCACACUAUACCACCGAUCGUGCAGUCCUGUCUUUGCUGCGGAUUUUUCCGGUCCAGCACAGCUCACUCGGAAAGCAGCAGCAUUGAGAUGCGUCGUGGGAGACUGGGAUUUUUCAACCUGUGUUGAAGUCGGCCGAUUCGCUGCCUGGGGACUUUUGAUGUCCUGGAACGAAUCGCUUUAGGGUCGAUAGGUAGUGAAAUACAGGGAAAUAUCGAAGAGCUGGAUCUGCUCCCUGACAUCGGCUGGAUUGCGUAUUGGAAUUGCUUGCUAUCCUCGAGAGACUUAGGAAGUAGGGGUGAGGGAUGGCUGCCCCGCCUGCACAGUAUGCACAAUGGUCAGCUCCCGCACCUCCAGCUGAUACUUCCCAUGACGAGGUGCGAACAAUUUUUGUUCUUGGAUUUCCUCCCGACGUGAAAGAACGAGAGCUUCAAAAUCUUCUGAGAUGGUGGCCUGGUUAUGAAGCGUCACAGAUGAACUUCAAGGGUGAUCAGCCAAUGGGUUUCGCGUUAUUCUCUACAGCAGCCAUGGCAAUGGCUGCUCGAGAUGCCCUGCAAAAUUUGGUCUUUGAUUCGGAGACAAAUUCUGUGUUGCGAGCUGAGAUGGCGAAGAAGAACUUGUACGUGAAGAGAGGUGGGUCCGAGCCUGCAACUUAUGACCCAAGCAAGAGGAUGAGAACUGGAGGAGACUAUUCUGCUCCACAAUAUGCAGCUCCAUCAGCCUUCGUUCCUCCAGCGGCACCUACAUGGGGUCCUCAAAGCUACAUUCCUCCUUCAGCACCCUAUGAUCCAUACGGAGGUUAUUCUGUGGCACAAGUUCCACCUGUGGCCCCGGCUGGGUAUGCCCCUGUUCAGAACACCAAAGAUAAUCCCCCGUGCAACACCCUAUUUAUUGGAAACCUAGGAGAAGCUACCAGUGAAGCAGAAUUACGGGGACUUUUCAGUGGGCAACCAGGCUUCCGUCAAAUGAAGGUCCUAAGGCAAGGAAAAAGCACAGUGUGUUUUAUUGAAUUUGGGGAUGUAAGUACCGCGAUGUCAGUACAUCAAAAUUUGCAAGGGGCAGUAUUGACAACAUCUGAUCGUGGUGGCAUGAGAAUACAGUAUUCAAAAAAUCCUUACGGCCGAAAAAGAGAAGGCAUGGGGACUGGAGCCCAACAGUCAGAUGGCGUUGUUGCGCCAACUCAAGCGAGCCAGGUGAAGCUGGAGACCACUCCUGCCACGGCGGUACCAGAACUGAAUGGAGGCCCCGAAAUUGCUUUAGCUCCAGUUCUGCCACCUCCCUCUUCUGUUAAAUCAGAGCAACCACAGGCUGUUUGAAGGGAGCAAGGACACGGAGUAACCCUUGAGUCUUGCGGCAUCGUUCCAAAGUGAUGUAUUCCAAUCUCAAAGCUCACUGGAAUAUGGUAUCAUGAGAUUCGGCAUCAUGAUGCAUCACAGUGCAUCAUUAUCAUGAGUAUAAUAUGUUAAAGCUCUCGUCAUGUUCAGCAUUCUCAUCUUCAUCGCUUUCAGCAUCAGCAUUAUCCUCAUCAAGCAAGGUCAGUGGAUAAGUGGUGGUUGUACAUGACAGACACUACACACAUAGGGGGUUGAGGGAGAUGCAUCGUCAUCACACAUGGACAAAAAGGGUUGCAGAGGCUUUUUGUCAGUUACAAAGACGAUAGAUGCAUCGGCAUCAGUGAUCUUGCGGGUUUCUCAUGCAGCUCAUGUUUGGAGAUCAGAUACUCAAGUCACACAUGUUUGUCGGCAUCUCCGCAUUCGCAUGAAAUUUUCGAUCAUCAUCUGCAUGGACUUUGCAGUUGGAUGGUUGUUCUGUUCGCAUAAUCUCUUGGCAGUCCUAUCCAUAAGCAGGCAGAUCCCAUUAAAAAGGCUCAGAUGUCUGUUCAUAAUGGGGAGUGCAUAAGCAUAGUUUCGCUAGAGGUCGUCUGCUCAUUUGGUACUCCUGAAUCGAGCGAGCGAUUUGAAUAGAUUGCAGCUGCAUAUGCUGUAUGUCGAUCUUAAAAUUUGUUUAGAACAGGGCAUAGAUAGAAAAAAGCAUUUGUCAUAAUCAUGUUCCUAGUAUCUGUACUGCAAUCACUUCUUCUUGGAGAGAUAGUGCAGGGGAGUUUGAUCUAUGUUGUCAAACUCUUGAAGUUUUUUUGGUUAGGCUGAAUUGAUCUUGCAUCUGCAGGUGCAUCUCUCUUUGUUUGUUAUUUGACGAGAGACUGAAUUUCUAAAGGCAAAUCUACUAGAAUCUUCAGAUUUGGCUAAGCCCUGCCUUAGUUGCAUGUUUGUGAAAGUUGUGCACGGUAGAAUUUUAGUGCAUGGUGAUUGCCGCACUAAUUUCUAUCUUGGGUGGAAGUGGACAGGGGCAAGUAUUGAUGAGUUGGACUGAAAUAUGCUAUUUGUAAACAGGAGAUUGAGUAACUCAAAAGACUGCCCAACUGAAGUGGUGAUCUUGGUUUUCCGUGAAUAUGACGUAGCAGAGAUGUCCUAGUUUUGUCACCUCAGGUUGCACUAACUUCUGGUACUGUAAACAUACCCGGUCAAUAACUCAUUGCUAUGUCAAGCUUUAUAGCAAAAGUCCGACGUAGUAUUUGAACCUUCCUCACAUACAUAGAUACCCACUUUCCUACCGGUCCUUGCUUAUAGAGCGAGGAAGGAAGAUUUUUCAUGCAAAUCAGUUGACGGUACUGUCAACGACGAGGUGUAUGUGUACAAUGCGGCUAUUUUCUAGGAUGGGGGUGAUAGUCACAAGAGGGUGACGUGAGAUUGUAUAUUGUACAUGUCCAGAAGGCUAAAGCUUUUGAUUGCUGGGUACGGUUCUCGAGUGUGCCACAGGAUGUGGAAGCCGUCAUUUAUAGGCGCAGGGGAAGUAGAUGGACGCUUAUGACUCAAAGAGGCAGUGCAGUUUAGGCAGAAGUUGACUAGCUCGGUGCAAUCAGCCAGUCGGUGUUGGGUGCUGGUUCAGGAACGGUGCGAAUUAGAGCCUUCCAGACUAGCAGUGGUCCAGUCAAAUGUUGUUCAACUUUCAGUUGAUUGAAUUUCACAAGUUAGGAAUGGUUAUCUCCAAGUUUUUUUCGUCUUUGAGUGAAAGUUUGGCGAUGCAGGUGAAUCUGCAACAACGUGUUCUCAAGACAGGUCUCUGGUAAGACCAUUCGCGGAAAAAUCUCCUCAAGCUUAUGAGGCUUGAGGAGAUUCUGCGGAAUUUCUGCUCCCUGUUUGCUUACAAGUCUUGACUCACUGGCAUACAGAUACGAGUCUACUUCGGAUACUGUAACAAAAGCUAGCUUGCC